AUGAAGCGCGACAGCACGACGGAUGUUCCGGAGCAAUGGCCGGCCUCUAGAGAGGGGAAGGACGAGGAGAUUGGCGAGAUCAGAGUCCUAGACGAUGGCACCCGCAACCUGGUUGGUGCCCAGGACCAGCUUGAGCGAGGCCUCAAGAGCCGGCAUAUCCAGUUCCUGGCCCUUGGUGGAGCUAUCGGGACUGGUCUUUUUAUCGGAUCUGGAGCAAUUCUUCAGAUGACCGGUCCGCUCUCCCUGCUACUUGGAUAUUUGGCUAUGAUGGCAAUGGUGUGGAACAUCAUGAACAACCUUGGUGAAAUUGCUGUCUACCUUCCCCUGAAGGGCGCAACCAUUCCCUAUUUCGUUGAGCGUUUUGUCGAGCCCAGCCUUGCGUUUGCUGCAGGAUGGAAUUACUGGUAUGCAUACGCAAUUUUGGUGGCCGCCGAGGCUAGUGCAGGUUCCAUCAUAUUGGACUACUGGAAGACGGCCGUCCCUUCAGCGGUGUGGAUCGCCAUCAUCCUUGGUGUCAACCUUGGACUCAACAUCUUUGCAGUCAAGAUCUUCGGAGAGGCAGAAUUUUGGUUCGCUAGCAUCAAGCUUAUCACCAUCAUUGGCCUCAUCCUCACCGGCCUUGUGAUUAUGUGUGGAGGAGCCCCAGAUGGUGAAGCUAUCGGCUUCUGGUACUGGCAGAAGGAUGGGCCGAUGAAGGAGUAUCUUGUCUCAGGAGACACCGGCCGCUUCCUCGCCUUCUGGGCGGCGUUUGCCAAGGCAGGCUUCGCCUUCAUCACCUCGCCUGAGCUGAUUGCGCUCGCCGCGGGAGAGACGCAGGCACCACGAAGAAACAUCCCCAAGGCAGCCCGCCGGUUCAUUUGGCGACUGGCCAUCUUCUACGGGCUGGGCGCUUUCAUGAUCGGGACCAUCUGCCCCGCGGACGACCCGCGCCUGCUCAGCGACACGUCCAACGCCACAGCCAGCCCCUGGGUGAUCGGAAUCACCCUCAGGGGUAUCCCGGUGCUCAAUCACAUCAUCAACGCAGCUGUCCUUACGUCCGCGUGGUCCGCCGGCAACGCGUUCCUCUACUCGGGCUCACGAAUACUGUACAGUCUUGCGCUGAACGGGCAGGCGCCCAAGAUCUUCGCCAGGACGGGCAAGCUCAAAACACCCUUCAUGGCCAUCCUAGCCACCUGGGCCGUCGGGCUGCUCUCCUUCCUGAGCGUGAGCCGCACCAGCGCCGUGGUCUUCGACUGGUUCGUCAACAUAUCCACCAUCAGCGGCUUCAUCGCCUGGGUCGUUUGCAUAAUUACGUACAUCCGCUUCAGGAAGGCCAUGGUCUUCCGCGGCCUGCUGCACACGCUGCCGUACAAGACGCCACUCCAGCCCUAUGCGACCUACUUCGUGCUAUUUGUCCUGGUCGUCUUGACGCUCACCAACGGUUUCGCUGUCUUCUUCCCCAGCCAGUGGGACGUCGCUAGUUUCCUGGCUGCAUACAUCACCUUGCCUAUUUUCUUGGCUUUGUACGUUGGUCACAAGAUUUGGUUCAGGACGCCGUUCGCCAAGAAGACGGAAGAUAUCGACGUGAUCACAGGUGUGCGGGAGAUGGACGCCUUGGAGGCUGAGGAUGUUCCACCAGUCCCGAAGAACUGGCUGGAAAAGGCUUGGUUCUGGUUGGCAUAA
Messenger RNA from Diaporthe citri, 1662 nucleotides. RefSeq lists its product as uncharacterized. Gene Ontology annotation, molecular function: amino acid transmembrane transporter activity. The transcript has 4 exons. Gene Ontology annotation, biological process: amino acid transmembrane transport. Bases 1 to 1662 code for a protein of 553 amino acids. Gene Ontology annotation, cellular component: membrane. The record is from RefSeq and is a predicted model, not a curated record. NCBI's taxonomy places the organism in Eukaryota, Fungi, Ascomycota, Sordariomycetes, Diaporthales, Diaporthaceae.